UGCUCAAGAGACCAGCAGCGGGGCUCUUAGUGACAAAAAUAACAUCAGUGUUUUGUAAGUCAUCUCUCAAAGGCAUGAAGUCCGCCGCUGCGUCGAGACUUGCGUCGGACAUGGGAGCGCACACCAACCGCCUUCAUCCUUAUUACCAUUAUGGGAAUCUACGGCCGCACUGCUGCACAGCUAUCUAAGAAACAUGAAUGUCUUUACGCGUUCCAGGGGACAUGAUCGCCGUUCGUUCGUUUUUCGCCCGUUUACGAUCGAAGAAGAAGUGACCUUCUCUGAUGCAGAAGAUGUCAGCCCUGAAAAAGGUGUUACCAUGGCUACUACAGACUCACUGCUGUCUUUUCUUUGAGAAGGACUCAGUCUCUGCUGUUGCUGCACGCCGUUGCUGUGAGCCUACUCCGCCCACUGCAGAGGCAGAGCCACCUAAGCCGACCAGUUUGCCUUCGGAUUCCGAGUUUCCUGCUGGCUUCUCUUCUCGUCCAGGACGCCGUUGCCGUCGGAGAUUCGCUCCUCUUCGGUACCUGACCUCGCCGCCCGGUGACUUCAGGCGAGAGACGGUGGCGUGGUCCGGUUCUCCAGGGCAGCUAGAGGCUGCUGCGCAUGUUGUCCGUCCUCCAGGCAAGCCCCCUACUCCUGCAUGGGGGCUGUCCGGUUUGGCUGCAGCUCAAGCUGCUUACGUGGACUCUUGCUGCCUGGACGCUGCAAUAUAUCUGGCCAAAAACCCCCAGGACUGUGAAUUGGUGCUCCAGGCACUCCAAGAGGAGUUUCCUGAUGUGGGGUUUCUUGACGCUCCAGCUUCAGUCUCCGCUGGAGGUCCACAAACCCCAUCAAGACUAGCUCCAGCAGCUUCUCCCGGCUCACCUGCUGCUUCUCCUGGCUCCAGUGGUCCCCGUACCACUUCCCAGGACUCCAGCGGUCCCCGUACCGCUUCCCAGGACUCCAGCAGUCCCUGUACCGCUUCACAGGACUCCAGCGGUCCCUGUACCACUUCUCAGCCCACUGUCAAGCCUCCAGAGCCUCAGUCUGCUGUCAAACCUCCGGAGCCUCAGUCCGCUGUCAAGCCUCCAGAGCCUCAGCUUGACACCAAGAGUGACUUUAGACCCGACUUCCAGCCUGACUUCCAGCCUGACUUCCAGCCUGACUUCCAGCCUGGUCCCAAGCCUUCUAGGUUCCAGCUUGGUUCCAAGCCUCCUAUAACAUCCCGAGGGUCGUCUACUCGGCUCGGCCGGCCUCCAAGACGCCAGCCUCCCAAAAAGCAUCUUCGUUGGUCCUCCGGGUCUAGGCGCCGGCCUCCCAGAUGCCGGCCUGCCGAAAAUCAUCUUCGGGGGUCCUCCUGGUCUAGGCACUAGAGGCUGACAUUUUUUCGGGAGUCCCUCGGGUCACGGUAUUCCCACGGGAAUCCCGCGGGACGGGAGACAGCAUCAGUAAAGAUCACGUGAUUGGGACGGUACAGGAUAAAAAAUGAU
Girardinichthys multiradiatus is the source of this 1469-nucleotide messenger RNA. RefSeq names its product leucine-rich repeat extensin-like protein 5. Lineage: Eukaryota; Metazoa; Chordata; Actinopteri; Cyprinodontiformes; Goodeidae. The record is from RefSeq and is a predicted model, not a curated record. The coding region runs from base 282 to 1352 and encodes 356 amino acids. The transcript is spliced from 3 exons.